CGAUAUCCAACAUGGACACCGCCCGGCAGGAAGCAGCUCUCUUGUAUGUGGUGCAAUCUGGCACGCUGAUGAUGGAGUACCUACGAGCCCGUGGGGCAGCCUCUUCGGCCGCAGCCUCCCGACGUCGGCGCGGUGGACGCCUCCGUUCGGUGGAAAGGCGCUUCUGGGCUCGGCCACGCAGCACCGAGUGGUGGGACCGGACCGUUCUGGAGACCUGGGACGAUGGCGAGUGGUUGCAGAACUUCAGGAUGUCCAAGGCGACCUUCUUGAACCUGUGUGCCCGGCUGUCUCCGGCUUUGCAGCGCCAGAAGACGCGGAUGCGGAUCCCGCUGAGCGUGGAGAAACGGGUGGCCAUCGCCCUCUGGAAGCUGGCCACCUCUGUCUGCUACCGCGACGUCGGCAACCAAUUCGGCGUGGGCAGGUCCACCGCUGGCUCGGUGGUGCUGGAGGUCUGCCGGGCCAUUCAGAGGGUCUUGAUGCGCUCCACAGUGAACGUAGGGAACAACCUGGCCGACAUCGUCCGCGGCUUUGAAGCCAGGGGGUUCCCCAACUGCGCCGGUGUGGUGGGCACCAGCCACAUGCCCAUCUUGUGCCCUCCUCACCAAGCAUCAGAGUACGUCAACACCAAGGGCUACUACUCAAUGGCCUUGCAAGCUCUGGUGGACCAUCAAGGGAAGUUUACCCAUCUGAGUGCAGGGUGGCCCGGCAAGACUCACGAAGCCAAGAUCUUCAACAAGUCCACCUUGUUCACCAAAGGGCAGGAAGGGACACUCUUCAUGCCUGGUUCCAUGGAGAUCGAUGGUGUAUCGGUCCCUCGGGUCAUCUUAGGAGGGCCGGCCUACCCUCUCCUUCCGUGGUUGAUGGUGCCCUACGCUGAAGGUCUGGAUGAGACCAAGGAGGCCUUCAAUGCCACGUUGAGCCAAUGCCAGGAACCCCUGGAAGAAGCCUUCAGCCGCCUGAAGGGCCGGUGGCGCUGCCUGACGGGACGCAACGAUUGUGCGGUGGAGAACCUUCCCCGCCUCAUCUCGGCCUGUUGCGUCCUGCACAACAUCUGUGAGGAGAAAGGAGAGGCCUACGAGGAGAAGUGGGAAAUGGAGGCUAGGCAGCUGGCCGCCACCUUUGAACAGCCUCUGCAGCGGCCUGAUACACGCAUUAAGCCCGCCGCACGGUCAGAGAAGGUGCGGGACACGCUCUGCAUGUACAUCUCUGGCAAGAUGUGA
Messenger RNA from Notechis scutatus (mainland tiger snake), 1220 nucleotides. NCBI's taxonomy places the organism in Eukaryota, Metazoa, Chordata, Lepidosauria, Squamata, Elapidae. The record is from RefSeq and is a predicted model, not a curated record.